AUGUCUGCAAAGCAAGUUCGAAAGCUUCAAGCCCUAAAAGUGUCCAAGAAAGGAACUGAUGCCAAUGAAGAUGCCCAUGAAGAUGCCAAAGAGAGUGGUUCUGACUGCGAAUCCACAGAACCCAAAGAGUCGAAGGCCUGUGGCUUUUCAGCCCUGAUUGGGUCUUCAGACACUGACAGUGACGCCGCUCAUGCCCAUGACUCCCAAAUUCAAAAACCUGCCGAGAUGGCUGUGGAGAAAGGGCCCACAACUGAAAUUGCAGCCGAGAGUGCGCCACCAUCGAAAAGCAAGAAGAAGAAGAAGGGUAAGAAAAGCCAAGUCAAGAAGACAGAAGAUUCUUCGGAAGGCGAGGAGUUGCUUCUGGAAGCCGCCCUUGUUCAAGCAGAAGUUACGGCUGCAGCAAACUCCUUGCAGCUUGGGGAUGAUGCGAAUUGUGGAAAUUCCUUGGCCAUGGCGAAGCCCUUCUUCAAUGCAGAUCGAGAGAGACGGCGGCUUUUCAAGAUGAAGCCGUCGCAAAUGAAGGAUGGGCACAACGGGCACAAUUCGCGGAAGGGUCAGAGCUUGAAACUCCGUGGAACCACCGAGGGACAUUUCUUGCACUAUCGCAGACUGUUCAUCAUCGAGCCAACGCCUGACGAGGGUUGGCCAAGACCUGAUGGAUGUGCCCGGAUGGUGACUGAUAGCUCUCAAUGCUUCAGGAUAGAAACAACGCCCGAACGCACAAAGAUGUUGUUGGAAUUCGCUUCAGAUGCUGCAUCAUACGAGCCUCAAAUGGUUUACGACUUCCUCAUGGACUAUCCGUUCUGUGUGGAAGCCUUACUUGUAGCUUCCGAAAUGAGCCGAGAAGGCAGGGACCACCAGGAGGCAUUCCGUCUCUUGCGUCGAGCUGUUUAUGCUGCUGAGUGCAGCUUCAACGGCGCGUUUUCACCUUUCUCAGAGACGCAAGUGCCCAUGGUGCGUGGUGAUGGCUGCUGCAUUCUGAGUUGGCCUCGGGUACGCGUGCAGCUUCCUGGAAACGAUUCAUCGUGGCCAGGGUGGUCAUGGCUUAUGGCGCUGUGGGGCUACAUGUUGGGUCUUGCUUCUCAAGGCCUACCACGAACUUCUCUGGAAGUCUGCAAGUUGAUUCUUGCAAUGACCUUACCAUAUGAUCCAACACAUUCGCUGGCUCACUUGGACUACUUUGCCUUGCGGGCGGAAGAGUAUGAUUUCUUGCUGCAUUUUGUUGAACAUUUCAACCCGCCCUGUGCCUUACCUGCGCAGUGCAUAAUGCGUUUGGAUUGCUGCUUGCCAAACUUUGCUUACUCAGCAGCUCUGGCAUACUACCUGCGAACAGACGGGGAUGCCUGUGAGGCUUCAGCGUUGGGUACAGUCAACGUGGAGCACUUGACGGAACCAUGCUGGGUACGAGCUGGAUCUGAUCGGACCGAUGGUCCAUCACAAGCUCAUUUGGCUUUGCUGCGAGCGAUGUUAUUUUUCCCAGGGACACUGCGUUCAAUCUUGGACAACUUGGGUAUUUCUUUGAAUUCGUCAGCUUCAGGCUCGCCGUACAAGCUCUCGUGGUCAGAGCUGCUGGACAGGAGCCCCUUAGGACAAAAGCCGACUUUGCAUCAACAGCACUUCUUGGCGCAUGCUUUAGUUUCAGACGCCUUUGUACAGAGAUGUGCUGCGUUUUUCCGUGGUGAGAGGAUGUUGAGAUGGCUGCACGCUUGUGCUGGUCGACUUGUUCAGAUGUGUGAGUCGUCCCUCUUUGAGAAGGAACUGCUUCAAGCCCGGAAAGCCUGGAGUGAAGCACCGCUUGCCGUGGCAAAUGCACUCGCCAAUGACUACAAACAAUUCAGCACCUCAGAAGUUGGGCCUGAGAGGAAGGCCCCUGUUAUAUUCGAGAACGCAGUCAACACCUGGCUGGGUGCACCAGCCGAAACACCUCCACAUCGACCAGAAGCACAGUUGGUGGCUAAAGCACCGCCACGACACGCACCACCACAGUUGGUGCGACCACCACCAGCAAUACCACCCCCCCCGCCAGCAGGAUACGCACUCGGAGGACUCUUGCCACCACCGCAACCACGGCCAAAAGCAGCUCCACUACAGCUCAACUAUCACCAAGAUGAGCAGGAGGACUCGGAGGAUGACGAAGCACUUCGAAAGGCGCUACUUCUCUCGGAAGCCGAGGAGCGUCGUCGCCUCGUGGCGGAACAAGAUGCGGAGUACCGGGAGAGCCUCGCAGCAGAUGCUGCGCGGGCAGAUUCGACAGGGGCAGACGCUCCAUUGGGCGAAGGGGGCGAAGGGGGCGAAAGCCAAUCCCUGAGAGCUCCUGACAGGGAAAGUUUGGCGCAAUUGGAAGCCAUGGGUUUCGACGGUGCAGCUGCAGCUGAUGCACUCCGCAAAGCAGGCAACGUCGAAGGCGCUGUGGAGCUCCUCACUUCGUGA
Messenger RNA from Cladocopium goreaui, 2430 nucleotides. Lineage: Eukaryota; Dinophyceae; Suessiales; Symbiodiniaceae. The record is from the annotation of a GenBank genome assembly.